This is a messenger RNA of Gongylonema pulchrum, 381 nucleotides long. The record is from the annotation of a GenBank genome assembly. NCBI's taxonomy places the organism in Eukaryota, Metazoa, Nematoda, Chromadorea, Rhabditida, Gongylonematidae.
AUGUCACCACCAAGACUAUUCAUUAUGUCAACCAUGCAACAGGAUUUGGUCACGGUACAACCUACUCUUCUUCGGAAAUCGGCAGUAUGCUGCGCACGGUCGUUGGCGAAGCCUAUGUACGUUUCAGCGGCUACAUCUUUCGGCAAGCCAAUGGUAUCCCCAUGGGCAGAAACGCUAGCUCCGACAUCGCCGAUCUCACCCUCUCAGUGCUUGAGUUCAAGUUCAGCUGGAUUCCCAGCAACCAUCCUGUCCUGCUGUGUCGAUACGUCGACGAUGUACUCAUGCUUAACUGCACGGAUCCUCAUCUCCCUCUAUCACAGGUAUAUGGCCAACACCUGGACAUCGAAAUCACUGGUUCCGGUAAUUCCGUUGACUACUUAG